UAUGGAGACUCAUCUGAGAACAAUUCCAAGUGAAGCAUUUUCUAAUCUCCCCAACAUCUCCAGGAUCUAUAUCUCCAUAGAUGCUACGUUACAAAGGCUGGAGGCCCAUUCCUUCUACAAUUUAAGUAAAGUCACUCAUAUAGAAAUUCGCAAUGCUAGAAAUCUACAUUACAUAGAUCCAGAUGCCUUUAAGAUCCUCCCACUGUUAAAAUACCUUGGAAUUUUCAACACUGGAAUUAUGAUAUUUCCUGACCUCACCAAAAUCUAUUCAGCUGAUGUGAACUUUUUACUUGAAAUUGCAGAUAAUCCUUAUGUGACUUCAGUGCCUGCAAAUGCGUUCCAUGGGCUAUGUAAUGAAUCCCUUACACUCAAACUCUACAAUAAUGGCUUCACUAGGGUCCAAGGCUAUGCUUUCAAUGGGACGAAGCUGGAUGCUGUCUACCUGCACAAGAACAAAUACCUGAAAGUUAUUGAAGAACAUGCAUUUUUGGGAGUGAACAGUGGACCAACUCUGCUUGAUGUCUCCCGGACCAGUGUUGCUACCCUUCCAACAAAAGGACUGGAAAACCUUAAAGAACUGAUGGCUAAAAAUACAUGGACAUUGAAGAAACUACCUCCCGUAAAGACUUUUCUUCAUCUAAUGCGAGCUGACCUGUCCUAUCCAAGCCACUGCUGUGCUUUCAAGAACUGGAAGAAAACCAAAGGAAUUCUGGAAUACAUGAUGUGUAACCAGACCAGCAGUCACAGCUUUCGUAAGAAAAGAUCCGUCAGUACCUUCAAUGGCCCUUUUUACCAUGACUAUGCAGAAGAGGAUGUAGACCGCACUGACACCGUGUAUGCUGAAAACUCCAAAUUCAGGGAUUUUCAUGGCAACUCCCACUACUACAUUUUUUUUGAAGAGCAGGGGGAUAGAGAUGUUGGGUUUGGCCAAGAGCUCAAGAACCCUCAAGAGGACAACAUCCAGGGGUUUGACAGCCAUUACGACUAUACAGUCUGUGGUGGCAGUGAAGACAUUGUAUGCACUCCAGAGCCUGAUGAGUUUAAUCCCUGUGAAGACAUAAUGGGCUAUAAAUUUCUAAGGAUUGUGGUAUGGUUUGUGAACCUGCUGGCUAUCCUGGGUAAUGUUUUUGUCCUCUUCAUCCUUCUCACCAGUCAUUACAAGUUGACUGUCCCACGGUUUCUGAUGUGCAACCUGGCUUUUGCUGAUUUCUGCAUGGGACUGUACCUUCUCCUGAUUGCUUCGGUGGAUCUCUACACUAGGUCAGAAUACUACAACCAUGCCAUAGACUGGCAGACUGGGCCUGGCUGCAACACAGCUGGCUUUUUCACUGUCUUUGCCUGUGAGCUUUCUGUAUACACACUGACUGUGAUCACCCUGGAGCGCUGGUAUGCCAUCACCUUUGCUAUGCGCCUGGACAGGAAGCUUCGCCUUCGGCAUGCUUUGAUCAUCAUGCUGGGUGGUUGGCUCUCAUGCUUUCUUCUCGCCCUCUUGCCACUAGUUGGAGUCAGCAGCUACAUCAAAGUCAGUAUCUGCCUUCCCAUGGAUACCGAAACACCGUUGGCUCAAGCCUACAUUUUCUUUGUUUUAAUGCUGAACAUCAUUGCCUUUAUUAUCAUCUGUGCUUGCUACAUAAAAAUCUAUAUAACUGUGCGAAACCCUGAGUACAAGUCCGGAGACAAAGACACCAGAAUUGCUAAAAGGAUGGCUGUGUUGAUUUUCACUGACUUCCUAUGCAUGGCACCUAUCUCAUUCUAUGCUUUGUCUGCCAUCAUGAACAAGCCCUUGAUAACAGUCAGUAAUUCCAAGAUCCUGCUAGUGCUGUUCUACCCACUCAACUCUUGUGCCAACCCAUUCCUCUAUGCUAUUUUCACCAAGGCUUUCCGAAGGGAUGUCUUCAUCCUGCUCAGCAAAUUUGGCAUAUGUGAACAUCAGGCUCAAAUCUACCGUGGCCAGACAGUCUCAGCCAAAAACAGCAGUGGUUCUUAUGGCCAGAAAGGCUGCCGAGGGACAGGUCAGGACUACCAUGACCCUCAUGAUUACUAUCACCCUGUAAUUGCAAUGCAAGAGCAAAUUGUUGUGGAAGCACCUGAAAGCAUCACAACUGCAGUGCGAUCAAUCAGAUGGUAA
Chelonoidis abingdonii (Abingdon island giant tortoise) is the source of this 2128-nucleotide messenger RNA. The record is from RefSeq and is a predicted model, not a curated record. Lineage: Eukaryota; Metazoa; Chordata; Testudines; Testudinidae.